AUGAAAUCGAGUUUUGGUCCGUUUUAUGAUAUUCGAAUUUUCGUUCGUCGUGGAUGCUACGGCAGAUAUUCAACUGGCUUCACCAGCGUACAUGGCGAAACGCCCUCUGCUGAGUAUGCGAGGAUGAGGAGCGAAUCGCUUGAAAACCAAUUUGGGCAUGCUCUUGGAACUUAUAGCUCUAAGAGUUUCAAUGCUAUUUACCGGUUUGGCCCCUUUUUGGCUUUGUACAGGGCAGCAACUAUUUCAUUUCAAGUGUUAAGGCUAAUGUUAUGGCAAUUAUUUGUUCAAGACAUGAAAAAACGUGCUGUUAAGCUUGGGCAAGCAUUGAGCACUCGGCCUGACAUAUUACCAACAAUAUAUUGCCAAGAACUCGCCAAGUUACAGGAUCAAAUACCUCCGUUUCCAACUGAUGUUGCAAUCAGAUCUAUUGAGAAUCAGUUUGGUAGUCCAAUUGAUGAAAUUUUUAGUGACAUCAGCCCAACACCUAUUGCGGCAGCAUCCUUAGGGCAAGUAUAUAAAGCUCACCUGCAUUCUGGAGAGCUGGUUGCUGUUAAGGUACAGAGACCUGGUAUGUCACUCUCAUUGACUCUUGAUGCUUUGUUAUUCCAUAUGAUUGGGGGGCAACUAAAACGGUUUGCCAAGGCUCGGAAAGAUCUAUUGGUGGCGGUAAAUGAAAUGGUCAGGCACAUGUUUGAUGAAAUUGAUUAUGUCCUAGAGGGAAAAAAUGCUGAGCGCUUUGCUUCUCUCUACUGUUGGUCUGCAAGAAUAUUUUCAAGGGGUGCUAAUAAGCAGAGCAACAAAUAUGCAGGUGGGGUUAAACACGGAAGAACAAAUGCUGUCAAAGCUCCAAAAAUAUAUUGGCACUACACAUGCUCCACUGUGCUGACUAUGGAGUGGGUAGAUGGAAUUAAGCUUACAGAUGAAAUAGGCUUGGCUAAAGCUUCUUUGAACAGAAGGGAACUCAUUGACCAGGUUUUUGGAUUAUACUGCUCUUUGAGGCAAAUGCUUGAGGUUGGUUAUUUCCAUGCUGAUCCUCAUCCAGGAAACCUUGUUGCGAUAAAUGAUGGAACACUUGCAUAUUUCGACUUUGGAAUGAUGGGGGAUAUUCCUAGGCAUUAUCGGAUUGGACUUAUUCAAAUGCAUGCUUUAUGUCAACUUGGUGAUGGUCAUCCUACUUGUGGCGAUGCUGGAGAAGUGUCAAAAGGAUAUAUUGUGCACUUCGUUAAUCGUGAUUCUCUGAGCUUGGCCAAUGACUUCCUUUCUUUGGGAUUUAUUCCUGAAGGUAUUGAUAUUCAUUCAGUUUCUGAUGCGCUGAAAGCAUCAUUCGCUGACGAGGCUGGUGAAUCUGAAGAUUUUCAGGGAAUUAUGAACCAACUAUAUGAUGUGAUGUAUGAAUUUAACUUCUCCCUCCCGCCAGAUUAUGCUCUUGUGAUAAGAGCAUUGGGAUCACUAGAAGGCACAGCUAAAGUUCUGGAUCCUGAUUUUAAAGUAAUUGAGAGUGCAUAUCCUUUUGUCAUCGGGAGACUUAUAGCAGACCCAAACCCUGAUAUGAGAAGAAUUUUGAGGGAACUGCUCAUUCGGAACAAUGGAUCCAUAAGGUGGAACCGGCUAGAGCGCCUGGUAGCAGCAAUAUCUGAACAAGCGUCCGAGAUAACUGGAGACCCUAAUUCUGAAAAGUUUUCAAGUUCUCCUGUUUGGAAAUUAUUUGACAUGCACGCUGUUGUUGAUUCCACUGAAGAUCUUUUAUUAUUCAUAUUAUCUGAGAAGGGUCUUAGAGUGCGUCUUUUCCUUCUUCGGGAUAUAGUAGAAGCAGCUGAUGUGUUUCUGCAAGAUGAAGUGAUUAAUUGCGCAUUAAAUGAGAAUCCUCAAGGCCAGAGGACAUUACUAUUUGAGGAGCGUAAUAUCCCGGGUAGGAUUGGAAAAGGGUUUGAAUACCUUUGUGAGGUAGUGAAGUUGGCGCCAGCGGAGUGGACAGCAAUGCUUAUUCGGAUGGCAAUGAGGCCUGAGUUUCACAGAUUUGCUUUAGACAUUAUUUCAGCUAUAGCUUUGCAUUCUACCCACAAGUUACAGGUGGCUUCUUGGCUCUGUUUGUCCAGACUUCUUCACAAAAUAUGA
Sphenostylis stenocarpa is the source of this 2115-nucleotide messenger RNA. The record is from the annotation of a GenBank genome assembly. Lineage: Eukaryota; Viridiplantae; Streptophyta; Magnoliopsida; Fabales; Fabaceae.